This is a messenger RNA of Penicillium soppii, 3111 nucleotides long. Its product is annotated as putative RNA interference and gene silencing protein (Qde2). The coding region runs from base 1 to 3111 and encodes 1036 amino acids. NCBI's taxonomy places the organism in Eukaryota, Fungi, Ascomycota, Eurotiomycetes, Eurotiales, Aspergillaceae. Gene Ontology annotation, molecular function: RNA binding; protein binding. The transcript has 4 exons. The record is from RefSeq and is a predicted model, not a curated record.
AUGUUCCCGUCCGCCCAGCUGGACGCGGAGACGGCGAUCGUGGUGGAUUCCGCGGUGAAUUCCGAGGUGAUUUUCGAGGUGGUAGCAGAGGUGGUGAUUUUCGAGGUCGAGGAGAUUAUAGAGGUCGAGGUGGGGACUUCCGAGGUGGCGGCGGCGACUUCAGAGGCCGUGGUCGUGGUGAUUUCCGCGGUAGGGGUGAUUUCCGAGGUGGCCGUGGUGGCCGUGGUGGUGUGGUCAAUCUUGGCCCUCCUAUCUUCAGAAGGACAACCUAUCCCUCCACCCAGCGAAGUUGUUCGCAACACCGAAAAUGAUCUCGCAAAGGCUCUUGCUAUCAAGGGAAAGAACAAAGAGCGUCAGGAAAAAUACCCCGAACGUCCUGGUUAUGGAACAGCUGGUAAACCGGUGACUCUGUAUGCCAACUAUCUGCCACUCACCCUGCCUAACAAGCAAAUUUUCCGCUACCACAUUGCCAUUGCAGCUGAUUCUGCGGGUCGAUCUGCUCCUGUUGGCAAAAAGGCCCGACACAUCGUUCGCCUGCUGUUGGAUGAGCACUUCGCCGAGGAGAAGAACAGCAUUGCGUCGGAUUUCCGUUCGACUCUGGUCUCAUGUGUCAAGUUGACGGAGGGCAAAUACGAUGUGCGAUACAAGGAAGACCUUGAAGAUGAUUACCCUGAAACUCCCCGGAUUCACGCCGUCACCGUUCAGCACACGGGCGAGAUCAACCCGGCCGACUUGCUGAACUAUAUCACCUCCACCAAUGCCGCUUCCAUGCUUGAGUCUAAGGAGCAGAUCGUCGCUGCUCUCAACAUGAUCAUGGGUCAUCACCCCAAGACGACCGAUGGAGUUGUUUCAGUUGGUGCCAACAGACACUACAGUCUGCGCGAGGAUUCAAUGGAAUCAUAUAACCUCGGCGGUGGUCUUUCCGUGCUUCGUGGAUUCUUUGUCAGUGUGCGUGCAGCAACUGCUCGCGUUCUCUUAAAUGUGCAGGUGAAGUACAUUGCUUGCUAUAACGAUGGUCCUCUGGCCCACGUUAUCGGAGGCUUUGGUAACAGGAACACCUAUCGUUUGGAGAAAUUCCUCAAGGGUUUGCGAGUUAGCAUCACCCAUAUCGCUCGGAAGAAUAGCCGUGGUCAGCCCCGACCUCGUAUCAAGCCUAUUUUUGGCUUGGCUAGCCGCGGCGACGGUGGCUCCUCCCCUAACCCACCCAGGAUCGCUCGUCACGGCGGUGGUCCCAAUGAUGUAGAAUUCUUCCUGAGUGAAGCUGCUCCCACUCCUGCCGCUGUCCCCGGUGCACCAGAGUCCAAGGCCAAAAAGGGAAAGAAAGCGCCCAGAGCCGGACCCGCGGAGGCUGGACGCUACAUUACUGUUGCUGCUUUCUUCAAGAAGGAGUACAAUAAAGUUCUGGAUCCAAACUUGCCUGUGGUCAAUGUCGGAUCGCGUGACAGGCCUGUCUAUCUCCCCUGUGAGGUCUGCAUAGUUCAGCCUGGUCAACCAGCCAAGUCUAAGCUCUCUGGUGAUCAGACUGCUUCGAUGCUGAAGUUCGCCGUGAUGGGACGUAAGCCCGGCCAGAACGCUGAGUCGAUCGUCACCAAAGGUGUGGGUGUUCUAGGACUGGGCUCGCCAGCGAACUCAACUCUGGCUGCUUUCGGUAUCAACUCCGCCACUGAGCUGAUCACAGUUCCCGGACGCGUUCUCCCAGCCCCCAACGUCUGCUAUAAAGAUAGAAACCGUACUAAGGAGAUCAGAACCAACGCUGGUAGCUGGAACAUGCGUCAGAUUCAGUUUUCCAAGCCGACAACCAUGGCAUCCUGGUCCUACAUCUACAUCCAACAGCCGGGCUUGCGGCCAGUAUUUGAAGAAGGCUCGGACCAUCUCAAUGGCGCCCUGUCCGGCUUCCGCAAGACGCUUUGCGACAUGGGCAUGAGGGUGAGCCCGCAUCUGCCUGGAAAGUACGUCCUCCUUUCCGGUGGGAACGAUGCAGCAGAGAUUGAGACUGCAGUCCUCGAUCUGCAAAAAACGCAUAACCCAGUCUUCAUCCUGGGAAUCUUUUGCGCAAAAGACACUGGCAUCUACAACUGCGUCAAGCAAGUCUGCGACGUCCGCUGCGGCAUCCGUAACGUUAACGUUCUCGCCGAAAAGCUCGCCAACUCAAACGACCAGUACAAUGCUAAUGUGGGCCUGAAAAUCAACCUCAAACUCGGCGGCACGAACCAAGCCCUCCUGGCUAAGGACCUGGGCAUCAUCUCCGCAGGCAAGACCAUGCUCGUCGGAAUUGACGUAACCCACCCGUCCCCAGGCUCAGUUGGCACCGCCCCCUCCGUCGCUGGCAUCGUCGCCUCAGUCGACUCGACUUUGGCCCAAUGGCCCGCAGAAAUCCGCGUCCAAGGCGCCCGCAAAGAAAUGGUCGCAGACCUCGAAACCCUCCUCGUCUCCCGCCUCAACCAUUGGCGCAAGCUCAACAAAGCCCUCCCGGAGAACAUCAUCGUCUACCGAGACGGUGUCUCCGAGGGCCAGUACAACAAGGUCAUUGACGAAGAACUGCCCCUUCUCAAGGCAGCCUGCAAAAAGACCUACCCAGCCGACCAGUCCAAGAAAGGCCUCCCCCGACUAGCGAUCAUCAUCGUCGGUAAACGCCACAACACCCGCUUCUACCCCACGACCGCAGCAGACUCGAACCGCGAAAAUCCAAUCCCCGGAACCGUCGUCGACCGCGGUGUCUCGGAAGCCCGCGACUGGGACUUCUUCCUGCAGGCGCACUCCGCUCUCCAGGGCACCGCCCGCCCCGCCCACUACUUCACCGUUUGGGAUGAAAUCUUCUACCCUAGUCAUCCAGGAAAUGCAGGCGGGCCUGGUGCGGCGGAUGUCCUGCAGGAACUUACACAUAAGAUGUGUUACAUGUUCGGGCGGGCUACGAAGGCUGUUAGCGUUUGCCCGCCGGCUUACUAUGCCGAUCUGGUGUGUACGCGGGCGCGCUGCUUCUUGAGUGAUCUGUUUGAUCCGCCUUCGUUGGAUUCCGCGCACAGUGUCAGUGGCACCGAGGGGACGGAUAUGUCCCGUACUACGGAUGUGGUUAUUCACCCUAACAUUGCGGAGACUAUGUUUUACAUUUGA